Glycine soja is the source of this 1095-nucleotide messenger RNA. RefSeq lists its product as uncharacterized. The coding region runs from base 189 to 734 and encodes 181 amino acids. Lineage: Eukaryota; Viridiplantae; Streptophyta; Magnoliopsida; Fabales; Fabaceae. The transcript has 3 exons. The record is from RefSeq and is a predicted model, not a curated record.
CACAAGCAAACAUAUCCGUACUUGAAUUGGUUCAGACUUGAGUUCAGUUCGGUUUCACACACUAAAACGCAAUUGUUCAAAGUUGAAGCUGAAAGUGUCUGAAACUGGAAGUUGAUAUCUAUAAAGCGCUCACUCUGUCUUAGGUGGGGUUUUAAGUGUUGUGUUAAUAACAGAACUUCAUCGUGACAAUGGUUUUGAUAAGUGGCAACAACAAAAGUGUCUUACAACAAACAAAUGAUGAGAGGGCCAAAGCACAAGGUGUUACAGUGCUUCAGAAUUCACAUCAGCAUGGAAACAAGAACAUUGAAAGUGGGCGUACACAGAAUGUGGUCAACUCUGGGUUGACCAAAGCAAUAUCAACAAUGGAUGAAUUCAAGUGUGGAUUUCCAUCAGAAGGCCUAUCGACCACAUCAAAUAAAUGGUGGGGAAAUAGUGAUCGUGAUGAUCGUGCAGGCGCCAACGCGAAUGGAGCCAAGAGUCAUCAACCUGAAGAGAAAGUAGGGGCAGAAACAGACAAGAUGGCACACGAAACGGGAAAAGCUGAAAAAAGUGAAAUUCCUCAUGGUUCAUCUUUAUUGAAAGCUGUGAGGAAAAGUGCGGUGGAAGAAGGAAGAGAAGCAUUGAAAUUAGGAGUUUUUCGAGGCUAUGGCGUAAACAAGCUAGGCAAAAGAGAGAAAACAUUGCUCCACCAAAUAUUCGGAUCUUCAUUGCCAAGGUCAUGGAUGGAUCCAUGAUUAGAAGGUUGCUGAUAUGGCUAAAUGAGAGAACAAGAGGACCAAUUAGACAAAACUUUAUUAGAAUAUCUGAUACAAGAUUAGUUUUCUAGCGACCAUGGAUUGAGUUUUAUUGAAAAUGAAUUGUUUAACAUUAUGUUGAAGAUUCAAAUCAAUAUUGUGCCUGGUAAGUUAUUAAAGCUGAACCUUGAGGACUCUUCUUCCUGUUCUGUAAGCAUGGACAGACAGAUCUAGAAAACUAUAAGAAAGGCUGUAACUGGAUAAAUAUUAGAGAAAAUUAUGAAUUUGGUCCUUCAAAAUUGGUACCAUAGAUCAACUUUGUGCUUGACAUUAUGAAAAUUAAGUUGAUGCUGUUGGUAAA